Messenger RNA from Lolium perenne, 858 nucleotides. RefSeq lists its product as uncharacterized. The record is from RefSeq and is a predicted model, not a curated record. Lineage: Eukaryota; Viridiplantae; Streptophyta; Magnoliopsida; Poales; Poaceae.
AGAAACAAUGUUUUUCAGACUGCAUAUAAAGAUACAGUUCAAUGCAAGUUAUCGCAGCCUCGUGGCUACGGGUACAUGGCCAAGCCCAAAACUGGUUCUGAAAGGUUUCGGAUGCAGAUUGAGGACCAAGCUCGUGUUGCAGCUGAAACCCUGCAGCGAAACUCCGAGCUCAGCCAGCAUGUUAGCGAAUUAGAAGAACAAUUAGAAGUUGAGCGUGCAAACAUGCAGCAGAGUAUUGACUUCGAGCGCUCUGAGAGAGAGCAACUUGAGGUGAGGUUGCAAGAAGAGCGUGAUGCAAGAGAAAAAAUGGUGGAAGAGGAGCGAAGAUCAAGGCUCGAAUUUGAAAAAAAUAUGAUGGCAAAGUUCCAACAACAGAUGGCUAAAUUUAGCCAACAGAUGGGAAACCAACAGGUGCUUAAGAAGAGGAAUGAAAAAGAAAAUAUUAAUUCAAAUUUGCAAACCACUCUUUUAAAGAGCUCUAGUCCUAACAGAAAUCUAGGACCAAAGUCAAAUUUGAUUUCUACAAAUUCACUCCUACAAGCUGCAACAUUGAAUUCUCGAAUGUACAAAGCAAUGGACUCAAAGACUUAGCUGGACAGAUUUGCAUGGUAGCAAUGGACUCAACUCGACUCAACUCUGCUGGAUUGCUACAUUUUACAUUAGUUGCAUUUGAUGGAUAUUUGAUAUGAGAAUUAUGAUUUGUAUGAACCUAUAUAUUAUACGCGUGGAUUUGAAUUUUGUAAUUCAAUGGUUGUAUUUUUUUUAUGGUUGCGAUAAGCUAUUGCCACAACUCACUUUUUGUUGCCUUAGGUUAGCACCACGAAAAAUAUAGUGUUGCGUCAAAUCCUAGUCGCCAUG